This is a messenger RNA of Plenodomus lingam JN3, 150 nucleotides long. NCBI's taxonomy places the organism in Eukaryota, Fungi, Ascomycota, Dothideomycetes, Pleosporales, Leptosphaeriaceae. The record is from RefSeq and is a predicted model, not a curated record.
AUGAACCAGGGAACCUCUCACAACGCUCCAAUCGCUGAGAUUGUGGGAUCACAUGCUUGCAUGCCGCAUACUCAAUCCAAGACUCAGAACACAUAUUUUGAUAAGAGCCGCAACCGUGAUCACGUCGUGUGGGCCGCUGCUAGAGAAUAA